Messenger RNA from Amyelois transitella, 1520 nucleotides. RefSeq lists its product as uncharacterized. The transcript is spliced from 3 exons. The coding region runs from base 50 to 1225 and encodes 391 amino acids. The record is from RefSeq and is a predicted model, not a curated record. NCBI's taxonomy places the organism in Eukaryota, Metazoa, Arthropoda, Insecta, Lepidoptera, Pyralidae.
UUUAUUCGUCUUUAUCAGUAUCACGCGACUCAUUAAACAAUUCGCAGUCAUGGACACAACAGAAAAGACAUUCCGCGAUUUGUUGGAGAAAGUUGCAAAAGAGCAAAAUUAUAAAGAGUAUUGGCUAAGAGUUACGCCCGUAUCAACUGGUGGAGCUAAUUUUUCAUCAACGUUGUAUAAAGGCACUAUUUCAGCACCAAAGAGAGAUACUUUGAAGGUGUUUGGUAAAGUUGUGAUAGUAAGUGCCAAGCUCCGUGAAGAAAUGGGAGGCUCAGCCUUCGACGUCGAACGCAUUGCAUAUACGGAACUACUGAAAAUUUACGAACAGAUUGAAUUGAAACAUAACAUACCAGAUGAAGACAGACUGGUAUUUUGCAAAUACUACGGCUGCAAUGCAAAUGAAUUUGAAGAAACAAUAAUUUUGGAAGAUUUAACAGCUAAGGGAUUCACUCUACAUGACAGAAUGAAAUCGGUAGAUUGGCCUUAUGCUUCUAAGGCUAUAGAAGUGUUAGCGAAAUUUCAUGCUCUCUCUAUGUGUUAUGCAGAAGAAUAUCCAGACAAUUUUGAAAGGCACAGUAAAGAGCUUUCUUCUAUAUUAGGUAAAAUAUCAGAUGUAUAUAACAAAGGUCUGCGGGCAACAUUACCGCUUAGCACAUCAGUUAUAAAGGAAGAGAACAAAGCUAGAUUCGAAGCGUUCUUUGCUAAUGAAGAUAAAGUCAAUUUUGAACAAAUGUUUACGCCUGUCCGAAAAUCUGUGAUUAUGCACGGGGAUUACAGGCCUAGUAAUUUGAUGCAUCGAAAUAAUAAGGAUGGCAGCGUGGACGUGAUCGCCUUGGAUCUGCAGACCCUUCAGCCAUGUUCAGGAGUUAUAGACCUACUCUACUUCAUCUUCAUGGCCACGGAUCAGGAAUUCCGUAAACAGUACUACACUAAGCUCGUGGACCAUUAUUACGCCACGCUCAGUCGCAUGCUGAGGGCAUAUGGUCUCAACCCUGAUAAAGUCUAUUCGAGGGGAGAUUUUGACUUCGAGCUUAAGGAGAGAUUGCACUUCGGCCUGGUUAUUGCCACCUUCGGCUUGCCCAUAGUGACUGUUGAAAGCGAAGACGCUCCAAAUUUCGCAGAAGAAGGUGCUUCCAUGGACAGCUUUAUGGUGAAGACCGGGAAGAACCUCCCGGCGAGAAUCAAUGGAGUUGUGGAUGACUUUAUAGCUUGGGGACUGCUUUAAAAUGUUCCCCGUUUAAUGUCGUGUAGUUAGUUUUGUGGUGUAUUAACUAAGAAUCUACUCGUAUACUAAUAUUAAAAAGCUGAAGAGUUUGUUUGUUUUAACGCGCUAAUCUCAGGAACUACUGGUUCGAAUUGAAAAAUUCUUUUUGGAUUGAAUAGACCAUUUAUCGAGGAAGGCUUUAGGCUAUAUAACAUCACGCUGCAACUAUAAGGAGCAAAGAAAUAAUGGAAAAUGUGAAAUAAAAACGGGCAAAAUUAUUCCUUAUAUAUAUGUAUAUCCUUGAGGGCUUCAAUGA